AGAAAGAAAGAAUCGCUAUAAAAGAAGAAGGCUUUCCGUAGCAGACAACACGCUAGACAAGCAAGCAGUCCUGUGCUUCUGCUCUUGUGACAGAAGCUGCAAUGGCUUCUCCUGCGGGAAGACGCCUGGUGCUGGUGGCUCUCGCUGUGCUCGUUGCUCUCUGUGUUGGUCAAGUCGGUGCAAGAACUGUUCCUGAUGACGAGAAGUUUUUUCACGAUCCGGACGGCUUCGGGGGCCAUUUCCGGGGUCCUGGAUACGGAUAUGGCGGCGGCCCUGGCUUUGGCUAUGGCCCGCAUUGCCGGUUCUGGAAGCGCUGCGGUCCAUACGGGGGUCGCCCUGGCCAUGGAUUUGGAGGUCGUCCUUGGGGUGGAUACGGCCACCGUGGUGGGUUUGGCGGAGGGGUCGGAGGUGGAGCAGGUGGCGGUUUUGGGGGAGGUAUCGGAGGUGGUGUAGGUGGUGGUUUUGGUGGUGGCGGUGGUGCUGGUGGUGGGCUUGGCGGAGGUGCCGGAGGUGGCUUUGGUGGUGGCGGUGGUGCUGGAGGUGGGCUUGGCGGAGGUGCUGGAGGUGGCUUUGGUGGUGGCGGUGGUGCUGGAGGUGGGCUUGGCGGAGGCGCAGGAGGUGGUGCAGGUGGUGGCUUUGGUGGUGGCGGUGGAGCUGGUGGUGGGCUUGGCGGAGGUGCUGGUGGUGGCUUUGGUGGUGGCGGUGGUGCAGGAGGUGGGCUUGGUGGAGGUGCCGGAGGUGGUGCUGGUGGUGGGCUCGGAGGUGGAGGAGGUGGUGGUCUUGGUGGAGGUGCUGGAGGCGGUGCAGGUGGUGGCUUUGGUGGUGGCGGUGGUGCUGGUGGUGGGCUUGGAGGUGGAGCAGGUGGUGGAUUUGGUGGAGGUGCUGGAGGUGGUGGAGGUGGUGGGCUUGGUGGAGGUGCUGGAGGCGGUGCAGGUGGUGGCUUUGGUGGUGGGUUGGGAGGCGGAGCAGGUGGCGGGUUUGGUGGAGGUGCUGGAGGUGGUGCAGGUGGUGGGUUGGGAGGUGGAGCAGGUGGUGGAUAUGGAAAAGGGGGUGGUUUGGGCGGAGGUGUUGGAGGUGGCGUAGGUGGUGGUGGUGGAUUUGGAGGAGGUGGUGGUGGUGGAGUAGGCGGAGGAUCUGGCGGUGGUUUUGGAGCUGGCGGCGGUGCCGGUGGUGGUGCUGGUGGAGGCGUUGGUGGGGGUGGUGGCCUUGGAGGAGGGCAUGGUGUUGGUGGAGGUUUCGGAAUUGGCAUAGGAGUUGGAUUCGGUGGUGGAGUUGGUGGUGGUGCUGGAGGGGGUGCUGGUGGUGGUGCAGGAGGCGGAUUUGGUGGUGGAGGUCGAUAGUUUAAUUACCAAAUAUUUGAAGUAUGUUUCCAAAAAAUAUAUGCCAUUGUUUGUUGUAAUGUUCUGAACGUCAUGUUCUCAUUGCAUAUUAAGUGUUUUUUGCAGUCAUUAAUAUUGUAAAGUCUUGGUUGGGAGUUUCUGUGCUUGGUAAUUCAAGAACGAGUAUCGGACACUUGUAAGCAAAAGGGAGUAACAUUAUGGCAGUCCAUGUGAUCUUGGCAGUGCAUGUUCAGAAUUCCCAACUGAUUUAUUAUCCAGCAAGGUGAAAAAACAAGCUUUUUAACUUCUUAAA
This is a messenger RNA of Nymphaea colorata (pocket water lily), 1632 nucleotides long. Its product is annotated as glycine-rich cell wall structural protein-like. The transcript has a single exon. The record is from RefSeq and is a predicted model, not a curated record. NCBI's taxonomy places the organism in Eukaryota, Viridiplantae, Streptophyta, Magnoliopsida, Nymphaeales, Nymphaeaceae. Bases 102 to 1340 code for a protein of 412 amino acids.